GUGUAUAAUAUUUAAUUAUUAAAUAGUGCAGGCUCUCCAACAGAAAAAUUCGAUUUUAAAGAAAUUUUUACAUAAAAUCGCUCUUACAUGUACGCAUUAAAAAUCAAAGGGUUGCGCAUUUCACUUUUUAUUAUCUUGAGAAAAUAAAUACAUACAUCUUAUGUAGUCUGUUGAGUGAACCUUGUGUAAUAUAAAUUCAACCUUGCAAAUAUUUGGAUUUCAAGAGUGUCCAAAAGCUGCAACCCGUAAAACAAAUUUGAAACACCAAGUUUUGCGUGAAAAUUCUAAAAAUUUUCAGAAUCGGAUGUUCAAUUAAGUUCAAAUUAUGGUAAAGUUAAUUCAAUGAAACUAGUGUAUGGACGAAAAAACAAAGCUGAUGAGUAUUCAGGUAUAGAGAAUCAAGUGAGAAAUUUUCUGUUUCAUAGCAUUUAUGUUUUAAAUCUAAUCCAGGGAUUUUUUUUUAAAUUCAAGAUAAUUCCUAUUUAGAAUCUUUUUGUGAAGAAGGCAAAGCGUUCUAAAAAUAAUAUGAUUUCCUUGAAUGAAUGAGGAAGACAUUCUUGAAAAUCCAUUUACUUGUUCAAAUAGGAUGAGAAUUUGAUGUUCAUAAAAUUUUUUAAAAAUUUCCGCUUCAGUAGAUUUUAUUUCUGGAAAUUCUUUUGCCUUUAUAGCCAUAACAAUCCGUUUGUUGUCAUAAAAGAAUUUAAAGUUUCAACUGAAUGAAUUCAGAAUAAUCUUGUCUCUUUUAUCAGCACAUUUCUUGGAGUCAAUUCCAAGAGGAACUAGAUUUUUUCUUGUGUAAAAAAACUAUUUUAAAAUAUAUUUAGGGAAAAUCACACCACUUGUAAAAAUUAUACAUUUUCUAUAAACUUUAUAUAAAAGCAUUUAUUUCCAAUAUCGCUGAAAAAACCAGCAACUCAUCCAUAGCUAAAGAAAUUUAUUGAAAAUUGAAAAUUCAGUUUCAAUGAGUGAUUUAGUUAAUUCCUUUAUUAACUCAACCAUCCAAAUGUUAAUGUUCUUUGGUGUUUUUUUUUCCAACGAAAUGGUUGGAAGAUUGUUCAGACAAAUUCUCUUUUAUGGGUUGUGUGGAAAUUAGUGUCAUUAAAAUUCUCAGUUUGGUAUAAGGAAAACCCAAAAAAAAGUUCUUUUUGUUUUAAGUUAUUAAAUUUAACAAUAAAAAAAUGUUGCCAAUGAGGAAAAACGUGCAAAUCUGUUGGAGGAAACUGUGAGCAUUAUGUUUGAAUGAAUUUGAGAAUUUCCAUGUUUGCAAUAACAUGUAGGUACUCUAGAAGAUAUUCGGAAUUCUCAUUUUCAUUCAAAUCUUUACGAAUAACAUAAAUUUUUGGUGAAAAACUUAAAGUAUCCAGAUAAAAUUUUCCACAAGCGUGUUUUAAAGAUUAUUUGUAAAAUCGUGAUGGAAAAAUUGGAUUACUAUGGUCGACCGGCCUACCUGUUGCACUUUGUGGUCUUCUAAAGAAGAAACGGGCGAACUGUCCACUUUAGGAGCAAGAGUAAGCCAAAUGGAGUGUAUGCCACUGAGAUCACCCCCAGGACAUUAUCACUAUCACGUCACAGAUCAAACUAAGUCAUUGCAGGAAUUGCAGAAUGAAGUCGGAGCUUUACUGGAAUUUCGUGAUUUGGUUAUUGAAACCUUUCCUGAUCUCAAACAUAAAAUGGCUUCAUCGUCAGCAUCUAGUACAAUUACUGGCCUGCCAUCGUCUUCAUUGGCAUCAAGAAGAACUGAGUGGGAACCGGGGAUACGUGUUCGACGGAAAUUAACCCAAAAAGAAAAUGCAGAAAUGUCAUCGUCGUCUCUGAUAAGGAGUAGAAGCAACUCCCAUAGUGGGAAGAAAGAACCAAAGAGUGGUGAGGGGAAUGGCAGCGUUAUUCAGGAUUCAGGGUUUUCAACUGAGACAAAUUCUUCGAAAGAAACACACAGUGCUUCUUCGACAAAUGGUGCUAUGCAGGGAGUUAAUGUAUCAAAUACAUCACAACGCAUGACUAUAGAUAGCGACAAUGAAUUGUGGAAUUUAUUGGAUGUUUUACAAAAGAAGAGCAAUCGCCUUCGCGAUGAAGUUGAGCAUUUGCAGCAAUUAGAAAAGGAACGAUAUAAAACAACAAAUAUUCCGCAUAGUUUCCAAAAGCAACUCGAUCGAGUGGGAAAGGAAGAUGUUCAGUUGCUGCGUAAGGAACGGGAUCGACUGUUGGACAAAUUGGUUGAGAUGGAGGCGGAAAAUGUUUUUGAGCGCCGAAGAUCAACAAACUUGGAAGAUCAAAUAAAUUCGCUAACUUUGGCGAAGCAAGAAUUGGAGAAGCAACUCACGAUGGCACUCAAUCAGAAGAUUGAACUUAAUUCACGAAUUAAGGAAUUGCAUCAACAAUUUGAAUCAUCCAAACAGUCACGUGGAAAUUUUAUUCGAAAUUUUACAAUAUCUGAUACGGGCAUGACUAAUACAAUGCAUAAGAGUAGCAAUUAUAGCACACACCAUGGUGCCUCUUCUUCCGGUACUGUAGCGCUAGCGAAUAAGCUUGUAAGAAGUGAUGGGAUGUUUCUUGGACGGCUGGAUGGACUAGUCAGCACACCCAAUAGACUGAAUAAAGUGAGAUUAGCUGAUUCUAAAAAGAUCGAAGCAAUUCUGCUCGAGAAUAAUGUUGUUGAACUACAGAGGCAUUUACUAACACUCACCGUUCAAAAUCAGGUAUUACAACAGAAAUUAGAUCAUGCAACUCGAUCAAAAAUCCAAUUUAUAAAACGACUGGAUAAGGCAAAGGAGGACAUUGAUGAUUUGAAAUUUCAAUUGGAAGAGAAAAAUAUUGAAUUUGAGGGCACAAGAGCGCAACUUCGUGUAUUGGAAUCAAAAACAUCAACAAGAAUGGAUGGUAGUCCCGAAAAUGGUAGACCGCUUUUUAGAUUGUCCCCAACACGUGAUUCAAUUAUCAGGCAAUCGCAAAUUUCAACACCAAGUAUGAAGGCGAUGGUGCCACUGGCUAUGGAUGAAAUAAUGCAACACAGUAGUAGUACGGAAUCGGCACAAGAUCAGUCUGAGCAAAAUCGUGCCUUGCCAGAAACACCAAAGAAACGUCCUAGUCGCAUUCCAUUGGCAGGUGCAAAGGCAAAUGCAGCACCUAAACCACCAACUGGACGUAGCAAUAGCAACAAUAAUGGGAAGUUAAGUCCAUCCGGGCCUCCGUCCAAUCGUAGUUUAACAAAUAAAAGUAUAAGUAGUCUCAUGGGGCGCUCUGGGCCGAGUUCGGUGAAGAAAGAGCACAAUAAUUCAUCACCAAGCCUCCAUAGACCUGAUUCGGCGCAAAGUUGGCGGAAAGAUUCGUCAUUAACUGCAAAUAAUCGUAGCUCAUCGAUACCAAUAUCGGCAAAGUCGUCGUCAACUCCGUCCGCGGGAAAACCUCUCCAUUCACCAUUACCCAAAGCAAAGAGAGAUACAGUAACGGCAAAGACACGCAAUCUGGAUUCUCUAAGUGCGAAAGCAUCGUCUGUCUCACCAGUCACAUCGUCGCCCACAGUCACAACAGCACCAACGAUACCACCAAGUACCAUCUCACCGCAUAUAUAUAAAUCAUCGUCGAAGAAAGAUCUUAAUUCAAGCUAUGUGGCAUCACCACAGAGCCGAAUGAAACCAUCCUCAGUUCCAGUCCGACGAAUUUCCAGCAGUGGUGCAAGAAAUGGCGACACACAAGAUUAUGAGAAUGGAAAGUCAAAGUUGAUGAUGAGUGGUGGUGUCAGAGGUGUAGAAGAACAAAUGGCGGAGAAGGUUGCAGGAAGUGACAAUGGGGGUGAUUUUAGAGGUUCACGCGACCUCAUCCGUGAAUACCUGAUGAAGACGAAAGUACAACAACCCCCGCCAAUUUUUCAAACACCCUUCGAAACAUUCACCACAAAUCCCAUGCCGAAUUUGGAUAUGGUAUACCGCUACCACAUUGUCGUGGAUGACGAUAGCAAUGUGUACAAGGAGAAGAAUCGCGACAUGGAAGUCAAGUACUAUGAUGAUAAUUAUUCAAUUGAUCUACUGAAUUCUCAGUGCAAAGCUGAGGAUGAAAGCAGCAAUAGGAUGGGAUUUGAGAGGCUUUCCCCACAUCACAAUAAACUCUGUGACUCCUCGGAGGAUACUCAGGAUGAGCAUGAGGUGGUCAAGAGUUCACGCAUUGACGGUACAUGUCGACUUAUUGGGAAGGUCAAUCCGAAUAUUCUGAAGACAUGGGAACAAUUGAAGGGCGGAGGAAAUGGCACAACAGACGGUGAGAAAUCACAGCAGCGGAUCUUCUAUAAAACACAACGAAUCCCCUCUGCGAAGCAAUCUUCCAGCAGUAUCUUCUACGACAGCAUUGAGACUAUCGUGUCGGAUGUUGAUGAAUCUACAGCUCCAGCUGCCGGAGAGAUGAUGGCUGAAUGCGAUGAUUCUCUUCUACUUGAUGAUGAUAAAAAGCACUCCAACUGCUGGUCCAUUGGAAGUGAGAAAAAUAUAUCAUAAAGAAAUUAAACUUUUUCUAUUAAUACACCACACACACACACAUUUAUAUAUUAAUAUAAAAUAAUCAUUCCACAAUCCUGGCGAAGCUAUAUUUAUAUACCUACAUAAAACAAAUAAAUUAAAUUAAAUAAAAUAAGAUAGAUUGCGAUAUAUUCAAACAAUUUUUACAUUACACAAAGAUAUUAAUAAAUUAAUUUAAAAAAAAUUAAAAAAGAAAAGAAGAUACAUUUAAAUAAUGUUCUGUGAUAUGCAUUAUUUUUGUCUGAACUACUAAUUUUCUUUUAAUUGAAAAGAAUAAAAAUAAAAAAAACACAAACGAGCAAUGUUAAAAAAAAACUUAUCAAAAUUUAAAUUUCAUGUGAUUGUACAGAUUGUACAUUUAUUUAUUUCAUUAAAAAAUGCGAGAUUUAGAAGACUUUUUUUUUAAAUACAGGAAUAGGGUCUCAAAUUUGAACAUUAUAAAGUGCAUUCAAUAAAAUUUAAAACAUUUAUUGCAAAACAAUGUACGAACAAAAAAGGAUAUUUUAUUAAAAUAUUAUGUAAUGAAAAAAAUAUUAUAUAAAGACAUAUUCCUGAUAUAUAUAAAGUUAAUAGGUAAUAUAUAAAAUAAUUUAAGAAAAAGAAUUUAAUGUAGAUAAUGUAAUAUAAAUUGAGCAAAAUUA
Molecule: messenger RNA, 5146 nt
Organism: Lutzomyia longipalpis
Lineage: Eukaryota; Metazoa; Arthropoda; Insecta; Diptera; Psychodidae
Gene: jvl
Exons: 7
Coding region: 1431-4484 (1017 amino acids)
Source: RefSeq, a predicted model, not a curated record